This is a messenger RNA of Rhizophagus irregularis DAOM 181602=DAOM 197198, 729 nucleotides long. Lineage: Eukaryota; Fungi; Glomeromycota; Glomeromycetes; Glomerales; Glomeraceae. The record is from RefSeq and is a predicted model, not a curated record.
AUGGAACGUACUUGUGGAAUGUUACAACCGCUAGCAAAAUCACGUCUCCAUCCAUAUAAAAAUCUAACAAACAAUGUAUAUUUGUUAGAAUUAUUUAAUAAUUUGUGUUAUUUUAGAAAAUUUUAUGAUCAGAUUUUUCCUUCUAUACCUUGUAAAGAGUAUAAAGAACACCUGGUUUAUACAAAUCAGAAUUAUGAAGAAGAAUUUCAAUGGCCUUCUAAAACAUAUACUCUUACAUUCCAAGAAGUUAAAAAAAUAAAAGAUCAUUUAUCUGUAAUAGAUAAUCGUGCAUCAGGAAUGCGAUUAAAUGAUUUUGAAACCAACGGAACAAAAUUUGGUCAUUUAAUAACUUCCGAUGGUCGAGUAAUUGGAUCAGAGUGGAUACGUAGAAAUAAAGACUGGGCACGAAUUAAUUACACUGUUUUGACCCGUUUAGAAAUUGACAAAUGGGCACACUUACCAAGUGCAAUCCCGGAAUUUGUAACUAAAUCAUUUUACGCCCAGGUUAAUUAUUUUUUUUUAUACGAAUAUAUGGAUCAGAAAAUAAUGCUAGCGAACGUAACAUGGACAAAUGAAGUUAAUGAAGAUUCAUUAGGUACAACUUCCUUUGUAGGUGAUGGUUCUACACAAUUUAUUGAUGUUACUGCAAUCAAUAGAUGUGUAGGUUUUAUGAAAUUGGGACGUAAAACAUAUAUUAUUGAUAAGGAAUGUAUGGAAGAAUGGGAAUAA